This is a messenger RNA of Penicillium expansum, 564 nucleotides long. RefSeq names its product F1F0 ATP synthase subunit g. Lineage: Eukaryota; Fungi; Ascomycota; Eurotiomycetes; Eurotiales; Aspergillaceae. Bases 1 to 564 code for a protein of 187 amino acids. The transcript has 3 exons. The record is from RefSeq and is a predicted model, not a curated record. Gene Ontology annotation, biological process: proton motive force-driven ATP synthesis. Gene Ontology annotation, molecular function: proton transmembrane transporter activity.
AUGCCCGCCGCCACCCGUGCCGUCCUGCGGCAAUCGCAGUUCCUGACCCGGAGAACCGUCGUCAGACACGCCUCGUCCACCUCGGAGGCUGCCUCCAAGGCUGGUGAGACUGCUUCCUCAGCUGCCUCCAAGGCCUCUGAGGGUCUGUCCAAGGUCUCUGCUUCCGCUGGUCCUGCCAUUUCCAACGCCGCUGGUGCCCUCCGCAAGAUCGGUGGACCCGCCGGCAAGGUCAUCUCUUUCGUCGAUUCUUUGAUCCCUCCUACCCUCUACUACUCCAAGGUCGGAAUUGAGCUCGGCAGACUGGUGUUCCGUGGCCAGAACAUGGCUCCUCCCAACCUGGCCACCUUCCAGUCCUACUUCCAGCCCUUCAUCAGCAACCCUGCCGCCCUCAAGACCCUCCCCUCCCCCUCGACUAUCCUCGCCUCUAUCCGCAACGCCAGCCCCAAGCAGCUCGCCUUCGCCGGUGUCACUGCCGCUGAGGUCAUUGGCUUCUUCACUGUUGGCGAGAUGAUCGGUCGCAUGAACAUUAUUGGUUACCGUGGCGAGCCUGCGCACGCGCACUAA